Messenger RNA from Magnolia sinica, 1877 nucleotides. RefSeq lists its product as uncharacterized. The record is from RefSeq and is a predicted model, not a curated record. NCBI's taxonomy places the organism in Eukaryota, Viridiplantae, Streptophyta, Magnoliopsida, Magnoliales, Magnoliaceae. The transcript is spliced from 7 exons. The coding region runs from base 147 to 1640 and encodes 497 amino acids.
UGGAAGAAGAAAAGAGCAAGAAAUGGAAGUGGGUUCUUCUCAUCAUCUAAUGCUGCUGCACAGAUGAUCAUAUCAGCUUUUGCUACAAUGCACAGACAUUGAACCCUCUCUCUCUCUCUCUCUCUCUCUCUAGUGAGUAGAACAGAAUGAAAAGAAAAGGGUAUGUUGUGCUUUUCAUCAUCUUCAUGUGCUUCCUUGCUAGCUUUUCAUCAGUUUCAGCAGCUACAUCUUCUCCAGCAACAGGAUUUGUAAGUGGGUUUUUCUCCAAUGCAUUUUCUGCUUUCUUGAAAUGGAUCUGGUCAUUAUCUGCUACAACAAAAACAGCGGUUUCGGGCCGUCCUGUGUUGAAGUUCGAGAGCGGAUACACUGUAGAGACAGUGUUCGAUGGAAGCAAGCUUGGGAUUGAGCCUUUCACUGUUGAGGUGUCUCCGAGCGGUGAGCUUCUGCUGUUGGACUCUGCCAAUAGUAAUAUUUACAAGAUCACUCCUCCACUAUCGCGAUAUAGCAAAACAAAGCUGGUAGCCGGUUCGGCAGAAGGGUACUCUGGACAUGUUGAUGGGAAGCCAAGAGAAGCAAGGAUGAAUCACCCAAAAGGGUUUACGGUGGAUGACCGUGGAAAUAUUUAUGUUGCGGACACCAUGAACAUGGCAAUUCGGAAGAUCAGCGAUACAGGGGUUACAACGAUUGCAGGAGGGAAGUGGAGCAGAGUAGGGGGACAUGUUGAUGGACCGAGUGAAGAUGCGAAAUUUUCUAACGAUUUUGAGGUGGUUUACAUUGGAAGCAGCUGCUCUCUUCUGAUUGUAGACAGAGGAAACCAAGCAAUACGUGAGAUUCAGCUCCAUUUUGAUGACUGUGCCUACCAAUAUGGAUCUGGUUUUCCUCUAGGGAUUGCAGUGCUUGUUGCAGCGGGGUUCUUUGGUUACAUGCUUGCAUUGCUGCAACGGAGAGUGGGUACCAUUGUUUCAUCUCAAAAUGAACCUGUAACUCCUGCAAAGCAAAACAUCCCUCCCAGUCCAUAUCAAAAGCCACCAAAAUCAUCAGUCCGACCGCCACUAAUUCCGACCGAUGACAAACUGUUGAAACAAGAAGAAGGAUUUUUUGCAUCCCUCGGGAGGCCUUUUGCCAACGCCGGUUCAUCCAUAAUGGCUAUUGUCGGUGGAUUUUUUUCAAGUUUCAGAAAGCUGCAGAACAAUCAACAUGAGCACCAGUAUCAGCAUCAGCGAUGGCCAAAUGAUUGGCCGAUGCAAGACAGUUUCGUCAUACCAGACGAGGAUGAGCCGCCCUCUCUGGAGACAAGGACUCCAACCCCACGGAAAACGUAUGCAUUCAUGUCCAAGGACUCUGAGAAAACCAGCCAAUUCCGGCUUGGGCGGUCCUACUAUAACGGGUGGGACAGUGAUUCUCAAAAGCAGCAACCAUAUCAGCAACAGCAUCAUCGUCGACAUUACUCGACUGGGCCGCACACAUACUAUGAGCAGAGCUGUGAGACGACCAACGAAAUUGUGUUUGGAGCAGUUCAAGAGCAGGAUGGGAGACGGGGGAAGGUGGAGAUUAAGCCUUUGGAUUAUGGAGAUCCUGUAUAUGAUCAUCACAACAUGCAAACUGGCAUAAAUUACAUGGGUUUCACCCAUCAGUAUUGAUUACUACAUGAAAAAGAACAAAAAGAAAAGAAAAUUGUUGGGUGCGGGAUAUAUCUUUUUUUUUGCGCCUUGGAAAUUCAGGUAAAAGAAGCAUCAAUAUGGUUUACUUGAGGAAAGGAAUGGAAUGUAUGCAUUAGGAAAAGCAGCUUAUGCUUUGAUCCCUCUUGGCUUUGUGUGAGGAUUUUGUGUUUUGAAAUUUACUGCAGUUUUGAUUUAAUGAGCUCAUUUCUUCCUUAA